AUGCCACAACUUGGUUUGCCCCUCGUUCAUAUGCACCCAGGCACGGAUAGCCAACCCGAAAGGUCCCAGUUCAAGCUAACGAGAAACGGGGCCAAUUCCUCGUACCACAUGUUAUCGGGCUCCUAUUCUGGCUACGGGGUACUUUUAGCCUUUCUUGCAUUCGACUAUGAGAUGACCCGGGCCCGAACGUUGCAAAUCACCAUAGAGUGGUCGUCUCCAUGGCCAUCCCCCAGGCUAUAG
Molecule: messenger RNA, 240 nt
Organism: Penicillium roqueforti
Lineage: Eukaryota; Fungi; Ascomycota; Eurotiomycetes; Eurotiales; Aspergillaceae
Exons: 2
Coding region: 1-240 (79 amino acids)
Source: RefSeq, a predicted model, not a curated record